AUGGAACUUUCUAAUGUUAGUGCACAGUACUUCGAAGCAACUCCCAUAGAUGGCUGGUCUUAUCUUGGAUACUUGGAGGCAAUGAAACCGUAUUUCUACAAUUAUGCUUCAAUAACUUCAUUAAAAUCUUCGUGGAGAAAAAGUUUCUUGGCUACAUUGAGGACUUUUGAAAAGUGCCAAGAUCAAGAGAGAAGUGAGGUGGCUACUUUCCUCAUAAAUGAGUUGGCUGUGAAAAACCAAACACAAUCUUCUGCGUUGGAUAUGCUGAAUGUUGCAACCAGCAAUCAAACGAACCAAGUUAUUAAGUUGCUUGAAGAAGAAUCAGACGAAAAAUACCCUAGUAUUGAACGUCGGGAAGAAUUGGAUGGGCCAUCAUCAAAAAACGCGAGCUCUAAUCCAGAUCCGGAUGCGAGCGAAGAAGAUCAGGAAGAAGAGGAGUCCGCAGAUGAAAUCGAUAAAUUCUUUAUGGACAAGGGAAAUAAUGAAAAGAUUCGUAACGGUGUUACCAGCAACGAUAUUGGUAUUAUUAACUUCGUGGAACGUAUAGAAGAAUCCAAGCCAAUGUCAUCAACCUGUCAACGUCCGUGGGUCCUCCGUAGUGGUACAAACAUAACAUGGAUGUUUGAUGAUGAUUCUUUUAAUUAUGGAUUUUCUUAUAGCCUCGCAUAUUGGAAUAUACUUGAUUUGACCGAGAAUACCCAAAUGAAAUCUCUUUUCUCGACGAAUGACUGGGAGGAAAUGGUUGAAAGUUUCAAUAAUGAAGUUAAAUUGAUCGAAUCGAAUUUUCUUGAUGUGGUAGAGUAUUUUUUCGAUGAAGUUGAAAAAAUUACAAAAAAAGAUGAUAAAGAUAUCAUCAACGCGAUCGAUAGAUUAACCCCGGAAAUUAUUGAAACGAAUCGAAAAGUAGAGCUUAGCGAUGGAGAAAAAAAUGUUAUUUCUAUUUUAAGACGGGCUGUUGUCGCGUACGGGGAAAUUGCAUGUUGGGCGUCAGCUUAUCGCCGAAAUGAAGUCGUUCCGUUGUUCUCAGAGCUCGCAUUGGACAAAAGUCUCAGAAGUGGUGGACUCCCAGAGCCUCAUAAAAAAAAAAUUUACGAAGACAAAGUUGAUCUAAGCGUGGCCAUGCGGGAUAUCUUAUAUACGUUCUUUAAAGAGAAUUCUAAAGCACCUAGCUCUGACAUUCAUUCCACAUUUGUCUUUGGAAUACACUCAUGGGGAUGGGUUCAUAAUAUAUAUGGGAUGGACUGUAAAGCGACGAAUAUACUACGACUUUGUUGUAUUUCUCAUUCAAAGAUGCCCAACACCCUAAAAACGCUCUCAGUACUCGAAAGUUUCUAUGUACUUUUUACGGAUUUGCAGACCACGUUGAAUACUAUUUGUGAACACACAAAUAGUGUCUCACUUGCAGAUUCACGUGCACACAGAAAUCGAAAAAGGAAGAAUCUGGAACAAGCUGGUGAGAAAGGAGGAUCAUUUGGAAAUCCUUCACAAAGCCCGGCAAGUAAGAAGGGUAGAAAAUAUGAAGAUCAUUAA
Molecule: messenger RNA, 1530 nt
Organism: Ambispora leptoticha
Lineage: Eukaryota; Fungi; Glomeromycota; Glomeromycetes; Archaeosporales; Ambisporaceae
Source: the annotation of a GenBank genome assembly